AUGUCUUCACCCAUUACCUAUCUGAUCACCGGAGCCAACCGCGGCAUCGGCAAAGGCUUCACCCAAAGCCUGCUUCAACGCCCAAACACAACUGUGGUCGCCGCAGUCCGAGACGUGGCCAAGUCCACUCCAACACUGGAGUCUUUGCCCAAGGCCUCAGGUUCCAAACUCGUCAUCGUCAAACUCGACUCAUCCGCCGAAGCAGACCCCAAGAAUGCCGUCGCUCAGCUCAAAUCCGAGCAUGGCAUCACUUCUCUCGACAUCGUGAUUGCCAACGCCGGAAUCGCGCACUCGGGAACCACUAUCGUCAACACAUCCGCCGAUGCACUCCGCGACCACUUCGCUGUCAACACCAUCGGCCCCAUCCUCCUCUUCCAGGCCGUCAAGCCGCUUCUCCAAGCCAGCAAGUCCGGUAAUCCCAUCUUCCUCGCGAUCUCCACGGUCAUCGGCAGCAUGGGUGCCCAGGCAGGUCUUGCUGGCUUUCCAGAACAGUUCAGCCCGUAUGGCUCUAGCAAGGCUGCACUGAACUGGGCUGUGAACAGGAUGCAUUUCGAGGAGCCGUGGCUCACAUCGUACGUGACGCAUCCUGGUUUGGUGGUCACAGAUAUGGGGAACACUAUGGGUACGCCUGAGGCACUUAAGGCCGCGGGUGCUAUUGAGGUUGAGCAGAGUGUGGGCGGGGUUUUGAGCACGCUGGAUAAGGCGGAGAGGUCGAUUUCGGGAACGUUCCAGAAUUGGGAUGGAACUACACUGCCGUGGUAA
This is a messenger RNA of Alternaria incomplexa, 762 nucleotides long. RefSeq lists its product as uncharacterized. Bases 1 to 762 code for a protein of 253 amino acids. Lineage: Eukaryota; Fungi; Ascomycota; Dothideomycetes; Pleosporales; Pleosporaceae. The transcript has a single exon. The record is from RefSeq and is a predicted model, not a curated record.